This is a messenger RNA of Carica papaya (papaya), 2517 nucleotides long. RefSeq names its product MLO-like protein 9. Lineage: Eukaryota; Viridiplantae; Streptophyta; Magnoliopsida; Brassicales; Caricaceae. The record is from RefSeq and is a predicted model, not a curated record. Gene Ontology annotation, cellular component: membrane. Gene Ontology annotation, biological process: defense response.
UUUAUAAAUAUCUUACUCUGACUUAUGCAGUUCAUGUUAUAAAUAUCUUACUCUCACAUGCAUUUCAUAUUUCAUGAUGUUUACUGGCUCCAAUUUUUCUUUUCAUCUACAUAAUUUAUUGGGAAAUUUUUGCUGAAUAAUCCAUAUAAUUCUCCCAUAUUUCCCACGACUCAAUUAAAAUCUUUUACUUCUGCAAGCAGAUGGGAUUGACUUUGGUAUAAAUAUCAGUAUUUCAGAAAUUGGUGACUUACUUUCUUGAGAAAAUACCAUAUCAUGUAUAUAUAAUUAAAAUACCUUUUAUGACUCAUUCACACUUCUUUAAUAUUAUAAAGACGUAGAAAACCCAUAUGAUGGAUAUUUGAUCAGGACUCUGAACGAAGGCAAAUCGAGGAUUUUAUUCAAUGUACCAAUUACUCAAGAAAGGGCAAAGAGACUCCUACAUCUCCCGGUAUUUUACGCAGAUAUAAUUAUCAGAUGGUGAUGUGUUUGACAAAUCUUUCAAUCUUACUGGCAAAUGUCACCACUUGUCGUGAGCAACUAAUAAAUACAUGGCUAUGGUUCUUAAUAUCUACUAUGCCGCCUAUACAAAAUAAUUGAAGAAAUUUGAAUACAGUAAUGGGUUCCCUUGAGAAUACUCCUACAUGGGCAGUUUCUAUUGUUUGCUUCUUUUUUUUCCUCAUUUCUUUCACCAUUGAUGCUGGACUUCACCAUCUAACUCAGUUUCUCAGAAGAAGAAAAAGAAAAUCACUCAACCGGGCCUUAACAAGAAUCAAAACAGAAAUGAUGAUACUGGGCUUUAUAUCAUUGCUUCUCACUAUAUCAGACGUACCCAUAUCAAAUAUCUGCAUACCUGAAGCCAUGGCAAACUCCUUCCUACCCUGCAAAAAUAAUGGGGAUUUUGUAGGACCAGACGCCUCAUCUGCAACUCAAUUUUCAGGAACGAAAAGCUCGAACGUGACUCUUUCUGCUGGUAACAAUGAUGAAUCUUACUGCAAGUCAAAGGAAAUGUUAUCGCUGGUGUCAAGGGAAGGAGUCAUGGAGCUGAAGAUCUUCGUCUCUUUUUUGGCAGUCUUCCAUGUGAUCUACUGUGUAUUGACAAUGGGUCUUGGGCAAGCCAAGAUGAGCAGAUGGAAAGCAUGGGAGCAUGAGACUAGUACGCUUGAAUAUCAGAUUGCUAAUGAUCCAAGGAGAUUCCGGCUCCCCCACCAAACAUCCUUUGGGCAAAAGCAUUUGAAACUUUGGAGUAAUAGUCGGCUUUUGCUUUGGCCAGUUUGUUUUCUUCGUCAGUUCAGUGGCUCAGCCUCAAAAGCCGAUUACUUCACUCUUCGCAAUGGUUUCAUUAUGGCCAAUAUAGCUGAAGGCAGUGAUUUCAACUUCCAGAAAUUCCUUGCGAGAGCUUUUGAUGACGAUUUUGAGCAGAUUGUUAGUAUCAGGUUUUGGAUCUGGACCUUCUGCAUACUCUUCAUCUUUUUCAGUGCACAUGAAUUCUAUAACUACUACUGGUUGCCUUUUAUUCCUCUAGCGAUUGUUCUCAUUGUGGGGACAAAGCUACAAGUUGUUAUAACAAACAUGUGCGUCAAGAGUUACAAGGUGAACUCCGUGAUUUAUGGAGCUUUCCCUGUCAAGCUGACGGAUGAUCUUUUCUGGUUUGGUCGACCUAAAUGGCUUCUCUAUCUCCUUCAGGUUGUCCUAAUCCAGAACUCUUUCCAGUUGGCUUUUUUCUUUUGGACAUGGUAUAAGUAUGGCCUUAGAUCCUGCUACAAUCAAGAAAUUGAGGACAUUAUCAUAAGGAUUUCGACAGGCAUUCUUGUACAAAUCAUUUGUGGUUAUUGGACUCUGCCCCUUUAUGCACUUGUUACUCAGAUGGGCUCUGGCGUGAACAGGGCUGUGUUCACCAAUCGUGUAGCAGAAGGCCUCAAACGUUGGCACUACAAUGCAAGAAGGAACCUUUCUAAGCAUAGAUCAAUUUCAAGUGAACAUUCACCAAGGUCCAUGCCUGCUACUGCUGACACUUCAGUUAGAGACAUGCAGAAAUCACAAGCUGAAGAACAUUACCAGGUUCCUCCCGUGGAAGUCACAAGAUCUACCACGUCAGAGAUCACAGAGGAAGCAAUGCAGAACAACAGUAAUACUAACAUACGACGACAAGCUUUCUACCUAUGGCAUUUCCUAAAGAAAAAUUGAAUCAUAAGAUUAGUUUUGGAGGAUCCUAUGAUGGUGAGGUUUCUUUGGGAGCAGUUGGAAAAUAAUUGAAACUGGUAAUAGUAUUAGAUAUGACAAUUCAAUAAUAGAAGAACAUGGCUCUGAUAUAUUGGCCGACUUUGAUGAACAGGCAAAUUAACAAAAUGUUAGAUCAAUUUUGUCAAAUCAUUGUGUAAAGCAUUCAAAAUGAGCAGAGCAUCACAUAGUUUCUGGAGCAGUAUUUCCCACAUCUUUACAAGUGAAGGAAUAUAAUCCUGCGGCAUUUUUCAAAUCGUUCAUUAUUUAUAACGAGAAAAGUUCAUCCUGUCAAGGAAA